AUGGAGGAAGACUGCUUGUAUUGCAUGCUUUAUCCGUCAUACAGAAUUGGGCUAAUUUUCGGAGAUAAUUUUGCCGAAAGAUGCGAUUAUCAUCGAUUAACACUCAGACAAACCAAAAUUAUGUCUGUGUAUGCAAAAAUAAUAGAAGCAAUUCUCUUCAGUCAUACGGCAAUGCUAUGUAUUCACACAAAUUCAUUUGAUGGCGAAAUCAUCGCCUGUAGUCCUAUUGAAGAUUUUGGUGGACGAGACAACUCACCGUUCAUGAAAGGAAUAUUUGCCUGCUUUUCCUUUAGCAUGGCAUUACUGGCACAAAAUGGAAGAAGAGCUAAACUUGUAUACGAUCUCCGAAAUUCCAGUUAUCGCGGAGAAAAAGAAAAAUUGCGCAAUCAACAAAUCACAAUGCGAAACGUCUUAUUAAUAAUGUAUUGCUUCGUUUUGGUUCCCUAUGUAAUUAUAUUAACUUAUGCAAUUAGCAAUGUUGUGGAACGUAAAUCGAGUUACGAAAGAGCUCUCUUUUGCGCCGUUUAUAUUAAUGUCUGUUUCAUUUACGAAUUUGCUCUAUUCGUGUGGGCGAUAUUGAUUCUUCAUGUGGGGGAAUUUGCGAUUAUCGAAAGAUUCAACGUUCUGUCUCGUCGAUUGCAACGGCUUUUCGUUAAAUGUUCGAAGCGAGAUAUCCACAAUUUAAUUGGUAAGCAUGUCGAAUUGUGCGAUUUUAUCAAUCAGGUCAACGAUAAGUGGAGCGAAUGUUCGUUUCUCCUUUACGGUAUUUUGCUGAGUUUCGUAUGUUUUUUCAUCUACAACACUGUAUUUUUUAAAAUGUCAGUUCUCCUGCAUGGCAUCAUGUGCAUUUCCACUAUUCUUGUUGUCACUAUUGCUAUCGUUGCCUCUUUUACUGCUUCUCAUAUUUCUGGAUCCGCUUAUGACUCGUUUCAAGAAAUAAGAAUUAUGAGCGCAUUACCACUUUCUAUUACAGAAAAGCUUAAAGUAUUACAACGAUAUUAUAUAUUUUNUAUUACGCCAUUUAUUUGUAUCACUCAUCAUUUAUACAAUGUUAUCUACAUAAAAAUGCCAACGUGCUUUGUGCAAGGAUGCGAGGCAGGAUAUCAGUCAUCGAACGAGAAGAGACAUUUCUUCCGUGCUCCUAGCGAUAAGAUUGAGGAGUGGAUGCCAUGCAUUCCACGAGACGACAAGAUGCUAACAAAUAAAUGUUACAUUUGUGACAUACAUUUUGCGAGUAGAUUUAUUUUAAAAGCCUUCUCCCAUGUUAUAAAUGGAGAGAAAGUAGAAAUUCCACGAGAUCACUGGGCAUUAACGUCGGAUGCAUAUCCAUCAAACUUCCCUAAUUGUCCUAAGUACAUUAGUAAGUCUGUACCUCAAAAACGAUCAACGCGAUGUCUCACAAGAAAUGAAGAACCAUCUAGGAAGGGAUCACAAAAAGACAAUACCAAAGAUUUGCAUGAUACACACUCCCAAGUAACAACUGUAGAAAAGGAAGUAGAAGAACCCUCCACAUCUGAAGCUGCAACUACACAGCAUCCUGAGCUGUUAUAUGUCAAUAAAAUCUCUGCUUUGCAGUCUGAAUUGUUAAAAGUCAAAGAGGAUUUAUAUCGGUGCAGAAAGCAAAAGAUGAUCUAUAGGAAGAAACUGAAAACUCUUCAAACAGAAAAUCUCAAGCUUCAUCAAGAAAAUACUGAACUUAAAAUGAAACAGUUGUCAGCUGAUAAACUUGAUUCCUUACCACCAAGACAGAAACUUAUAAUAGAGCACAUGCUGAAAGCAUGCCAUAUAAAAAGCAAAAAGGGUAUGAGAUAUGACAUUAAUUGGUUACUUGACUGUUUACUUUUAAAAAUUAGGUCACCAUCUCUCUAUGAAUUUUUGAGAAAUAAUGAUUACUUGCCUUUACCCUGUCAGUCUACACUGCAUCAAUAUAUCAGAGGCAUUAAUGCCAAAUUUGGAUUUGAUGAAGAUCUUUUUGUUGUUUUAAAGACAAAAUUGGAGACAAUUCCACAAACAGAACGCCAGGGAGUUUUAAUUUUUGAUGAAAUCACACUUCAAAAACAUAUAGAACUUUCAAAAGCUACUGGUGAAAUGAUUGGACUUGUUGAUUAUGGUGACAAUUCUGAAUUGCCACAGAGUGAAUUUACAGCAGGUGAUCAUGGCCUAGUGUUUAUGUUCAGACCUCACUUUGCUAGUUGGGUACAAUGUAUUGGCACAUUCUGUUCAAAAAGCUCUGUCUCAGGUUCUACUGUUGCAAAACUUAUUUUGCAAGCAAUUAUUCAUUUAGAACAGUGUGGUGCAAUAGUCAAUGCAAUAGUUUGUGAUGGUGCCAGCACAAACAAAGCAGCUUUAAAAGCUCUAGGAAUUUGUGCAGACACAAAUAAUAUACAAUGCUCAUUUACAAACCCUGCUGCAGAUAGACAAGUACUGGCUAUUAUUGAUGUACCACAUAUUUUAAAAUGUAUGCGAAACAAUCUUUUGAAAAAUACAUACUUUCAGUUUCCUGAAGGAAGGGUAGAAUUACAGCAUUUUAAAGCAGUUGUUGAUGAAGAUUCCAAAUUACCAAAGGGAUUAAAGGCAUGUCCCAAAGUGACAGAAAUACAUGUUAAUCCCAAUAACUUCCAGAGAAUGAGUGUAUUGCUGGCAGCUCAAAUAUUUAGUAAUACUUUUGCUGAUGCUAUGCUGUUUUAUAAACAGCGUGAGGUUGCUAUCCUAAAGAAUGCAGAUGUUACAAUAAGUUUCAUACGUCACAUCAAUGCUCUUUUUGAUGCUUUAAAUCGUAGAUUGCCACAGGAAGGAAUCAGACAUGAUUCAAAUGAUCUCAAGGUUAUUGAAGAAUCUCUAGAAUGGUUAAAUAGAUGGGAAGCAUUCAGAUUACAGAUUAGAAGCACUGAUCAAAAGGGAUUUUUGAGCCACCAGACAGCAGAAAAUCUACGCUUGACGCUGACUAGUAUCUUAGCACUCGUCAGACAAUUGCUUCCAAACUCAUAUUAUAUCCUGACAGCUCACUUUAAUCAGGACCCAUUAGAGCGUUUCUUUGGAAUGAUAAGACAAGGAAGUGGAAGCAAUUCUCAUCCCACAACAGUACAGUUCUUAUACCUGUACAGACUGAUGACUGUGUACAGUUUGGUUCGUCCUCCCAAACGAGCAUCAGUUCAAACUGAUCCAGGAUCUAUGCUUAUUACUUUAAAAAAUCUUCUUCAUAGUCAUAAAAAACCAUUCAGAGAAGUUCAAGAACAAUUGGAAGAACAUUUAGAAAAUUUGCUUUGUGAUCCAAGUCUAUACUAUGGAGAUCCUAGUGAUAGUGAAUUAUUAGAUCAUGAUUAUUGUACACCAGAAACAUUUAAGUUUAUCCUACAUUAUUUAGGAGGUUAUAUUAUUUAUCGUCUACUGCCAUCACUCGGUUGUGAUGAAUGCAAAAAUAUAUUAACAGCAAAACCUGAGGAUGCUGCACCAGAGAAGACAUUUACAUUCAUCAAAUCUCGAGGAGGUUUGUUAUAUCCAAGCUAUAAGCUUUGCCAAUUGAUGUACUGGGCAGAAAGCAAAGUAUGCGAAAAAUUAACAAACCCAAACAUGGAUGUUUAUUUUUCAAUAAUGGAUAAUAUAUUAAAUCAGUGCUCUGUUACAUUGAUGAUAGGAUGUGACAAUGCUGGUCACAAGUCCUACUUGACUUCCAGAUUUUUGCACUUUUUUGUUACUUGUCGAUUGCAUUUUUUCACGCGAACGAUUAAUCAAUCAUUUAUUUCAUCAGUUGAAAGUAAAAACCAUAGAAAAAUUUCUCACUUAAAGUAAAUUUUAAUAACGCAAAUAAUAAUAAUAAUA
This is a messenger RNA of Centruroides sculpturatus (bark scorpion), 3819 nucleotides long. RefSeq lists its product as uncharacterized. The coding region runs from base 1 to 3789 and encodes 1262 amino acids. The record is from RefSeq and is a predicted model, not a curated record. Lineage: Eukaryota; Metazoa; Arthropoda; Arachnida; Scorpiones; Buthidae. The transcript is spliced from 8 exons.